AUGCCACAAACACAUCACUACAUUCGCAUCGACGUUUCGCCCCCGACGUCCGAUGCCCUCGCCCUCCGGAAGCUCAUCCAGGACGCGGCGGCCUCUACCUCGGGCCUGGUUCACUCUUCUCAUGUCGACGUUCUCUGGGUCGCCGACAGUGGCGAUCACGCGGUCCUUCGUACCAACCCUUUAGAAGCCCAGCAGAUCAUGGCAGCGAUUGCCCUGACACCCCUGAGCCAGAACGCGUCCUCGACCCGGCUGUCGGUCGCGAAGGACUCGCCAUUCCUUCCAUCCCUCCUCGUGACGGGAACGGAUCUAUAA
Messenger RNA from Punctularia strigosozonata HHB-11173 SS5, 312 nucleotides. RefSeq lists its product as uncharacterized. The record is from RefSeq and is a predicted model, not a curated record. The coding region runs from base 1 to 312 and encodes 103 amino acids. Lineage: Eukaryota; Fungi; Basidiomycota; Agaricomycetes; Corticiales; Punctulariaceae. The transcript has 2 exons.